Molecule: messenger RNA, 2136 nt
Organism: Gossypium raimondii (Peruvian cotton)
Lineage: Eukaryota; Viridiplantae; Streptophyta; Magnoliopsida; Malvales; Malvaceae
Product: pentatricopeptide repeat-containing protein At1g31920
Exons: 1
Coding region: 294-2111 (605 amino acids)
Biological process (GO): RNA modification
Molecular function (GO): protein binding; RNA binding; zinc ion binding
Source: RefSeq, a predicted model, not a curated record
CUCCAUAAUCUGACCUUUGCUUUUCUGGCUGGGAUUCUCUUCUCAAUCUCAUGGAUCACAUUCAAACUCUUCUCUCACUACUUCCAAACCUCCUGCUCCCAUUCCAUUCUCCUUUCACUUUUCCUCUCAUUUCACUCCUACUACAUACUAUAGUCUCAAAUUCUUUGACCUUUGUGCCAAUCUCCUUACACACCCCAAAGGUCCAUAGAUUUCACCUUCUGUCAUAUUAUGUUUUCAUGUUAUUCCACAUGGCAUUACUUUAGAUUGGUAAAUCAUGAUGUGUAGAUAAAACUAUGGCUGGGACUUCAGUCCUUCAGCAGACCAACUUCUUUUCACCGCCUGCAGAUCCACCACAAUUCUCCGAGUUGAAUUUGAGGUUGAAGGAGCAACAGUGCUUAUCUCUCCUCAAGAGGUGCAAGAACUUGGAAGAUUUCAAGCAAGCUCAUGCCCAGAUCAUCAAAUGGGGUUUCUUUUGGAACUCCUUUUCUGCAAGCAAUCUGGUGGCUGCAUGUGCUCUCUCAGAUUGGGGUAGCUUGGACUAUGCCUGUUCCAUUUUCCAACAAUUCCAUGAACCCGGUACUUUUGAAUUCAAUACCAUGAUCAGAGCUCAUGUCAAAGACAUGAACUUUCAGGAUGCUUUAGUUUUUUAUUAUGAGAUGCUUGAAAGAGGAGUUGAGCCUGAUAAUUUCACUUAUCCUGCACUUUUCAAGGCAUGUGCCUGGUUAAAGGCAAGAGAGGAAGGAAUGCAAAUUCAUGGGCAUGUAUUUAAGUUUGGGUUUGAAAGUGAUCUUUAUGUACAAAACAGUUUGAUCAAUAUGUAUGGCAAAUGUGGGGAGAUACAACAUUCUUGUGCAGUUUUUGAGCAAAUGGAUGAAAAGAGUGUUGCUUCUUGGAGUGCUAUUAUUGCAGCAAAUGCUAGUUUGGGAAUGUGGUAUGAGUGUUUAAUGGUAUUUGGGAACAUGAGUAGUGAGGGAUGUUGGAGGCCUGAAGAAAGCACACUAGUUACUCUGCUCUCUGCUUGUACUCAUUUGGGUGCUUUGGAUUUGGGGAAAUGCACACAUGGGGCAUUACUGAGGAACAUUAGUGAACUCAAUGUCAUAGUUCAAACCUCAUUGAUAGACAUGUAUGUCAAAUGCGGGUAUUUGGAGAAAGGUUUAUCACUCUUUAAGAAGAUGACCAAAAGGAACCAAAUGUCCUAUACUGUAAUGAUUUCAGGGCUUGCCAUGCAAGGACAUGGUGAAGAAGCUCUAGGGAUAUACUCAAUGAUGCUAGAAGAAGGUCUGGACCCGGAUGAUGUAGUCUAUGUGGGCGUAUUAAGUUCUUGCAGUCAUGCUGGCCUUGUUGAUGAGGGCUUCAAUUGCUUUGAUAGAAUGAAAUCUGAGCAUGGAAUAGAACCAACAGCUCAGCAUUAUGGUUGCAUGGUAGACCUCAUGGGAAAAGCUGGGAUGAUCAAUGAAGCUCUUGAGUUCAUCAACAGCAUGCCUAUCAAGCCCAAUGAUGUGGUCUGGAGAAGCCUUCUUAGUGCUUGUAGAGUUCAUUGUAACUUGGAAAUCGGAGAGAUUGCAGCCAAGCAUCUAUUCGAGUCAAACUCGCAGAACGCCGGUGACUAUGUGAUACUGUCGAAUAUGUAUGCACGAGCUGAAAAGUGGGUGGAGGUGGCUAAAAUUCGGACGGAAAUGGCUAGAAAAGGUUUCAACCAAGUACCGGGAUUUAGCUUGGUUGAAGUUGGAAGAAGAAUCCACAAGUUUGUCUCGCAAGAUACAUCUCAUCCUCGAUGCGGAAAUGUCUAUGAGAUGAUUCACCAGAUGGAAUGGCAGUUAAAAUUCGAGGGUUAUUCCCCGGACACGUCUCAGGUAUUGCUUGAUGUUGACGAAGAAGAGAAGAGGCAGAGAUUGAAAGGUCAUAGUCAGAAGCUAGCCAUUGCAUUUGCACUCAUCCAUACGUCUAAAGGCACACCUAUAAGAAUAGCUAGAAACCUCAGGAUGUGCAGUGACUGUCAUACGUAUACCAAACUAAUAUCCAUCAUCUAUGAACGUGAAAUUACCGUAAGAGAUCGUAAUCAGUUCCACCAUUUUAAAAAUGGAACUUGUUCUUGUAGGGAUUACUGGUGAAGCGAUAAACUUUUCAUUAUCAGGA